AUGAAAAAGCCUUUGACUUGUUUCUUAUCCUUCAUGAUGAUGAUGAUGAUUCUCAUCGUUGUGUUGUUGGAUGUGUUGAGUGCUGGAAAACCAUCAGUUCUCGCUGCCGAGUCGUCGUCAUCCUUUUUCAAGAAUCAUCAGUAUACUGAUGCUGCUACUCCUCUCGAUACGUACAUGGCUCUCCCAGAUCCCUAUUAUUCCUACACAUUGGCCUCACAUAUCGACAAUGCUGCUGCCGAUGUCUAUAUCUUGAACAUGACCUCUCUCGGAUACCUCACACCAGCACAAAGUAAUAGACCCAUUUGGACUCAUACACUCACUUUGGUGGUUCCAAAGAAUUUAAAUACUCAAAUUCGGAGAGCCUCCUUACUCGUGAAUGGUGGGGAUAAUCUUCAACCGAAUAUUCCAUCUGCUGAUUUGAACGAUUUAAUUUUGAUCUCGAGUGUUACUAGGACCAUCAUGGCUGAUUUGAUGCAAGUACCUAAUCAACCGAUUGUGUUUGCCAAUGAUCCAUUGCAUAUGAAGAGAUCGGAAGAUGAUAUUACAGCUUUUACUUGGAGAUAUUUCAUGAAUAACACAAAACAAGAUGCUGAUGCCUACAAGUGGAUUAUUCAAUUACCAAUGGCGAAGAGUGCCAAAUAUGCGUUGGACACCAUGCAGAGUUUUACCAACGAUUUGUUUAAAGUGAAACAAGGUGAGAAUUAUAUUCAGGAUUUUAUUGUGAUGGGAGGAUCUAAGAGAGGAUGGACGACUUGUAAAUUGGCAAGUACUGACAAGAGAGUGAAAGUCAUGAUACCAAUCGUGAUUCAAAUAUUGAAUAUGAAAGUUGUAUUGGAACAUAUUUAUAACUCGUUGUGUUCUUUCCCAAUUGCUAUGGAGGCAUAUCUUCAACAAGGAAUUAUGACUCGAUUGGAGACACCAGAAUUUGCACAAUUAGCCAGUAUUAUUGAUCCAUUUGUUUAUCGUGAUCGUUGGGCUAAUAUUGACAAAUUUGUUGUCAAUGGUUUGGGAGAUAUUUUCUUCUGGCCUGAUAUUGCACUCUAUUCUUAUCCAUAUUUACCAGGUGGAGAUGAAAAUAAGAGAAUUCGUUAUGUUCCUAAUGUUGGACAUAGUAUGGCCGGAAGUGACAUUUGGGAAACAAUUCUCACCUUCAUCUACGCGAAUUUAUACAAUUUGAAACUCCCAGUCUACACAUUCGAUCACAUUUACAAUAACAAUGGAGCCAUUGUGACUGUUCGAAUUCUAAAUCAAGUCAUGCCAGUGCGAGUCACCUUGUGGCAAUCCACCAAUCCAAAGGCAAGAGAUUUCCGUAUCACUGAAACUGGAAAAUCCUUCACACCUUCACCUGUUCAAUCGGUAACUCCAGAUGAUCCUUACACAUUUAUGGUGUUCGUUCCAAAUCCACCUCAAGGUUGGACUGCAUUUUCAGUGGAGAUGGAAUUUGGCAUGAUUGCAGGAAGCAUUCCAUUGCCACCCAUCAAGUUUACAAGUGCUGGAUAUAUUACUCCAACCACAUUGCCAUGCAAAUAUCCUGGAUCUCAAUAA
Molecule: messenger RNA, 1545 nt
Organism: Naegleria fowleri
Lineage: Eukaryota; Heterolobosea; Eutetramitea; Acrasida; Naegleriidae
Exons: 4
Coding region: 1-1545 (514 amino acids)
Source: RefSeq, a predicted model, not a curated record